Molecule: messenger RNA, 2325 nt
Organism: Ornithodoros turicata
Lineage: Eukaryota; Metazoa; Arthropoda; Arachnida; Ixodida; Argasidae
Exons: 7
Coding region: 1-2325 (774 amino acids)
Biological process (GO): DNA integration
Molecular function (GO): nucleic acid binding
Source: RefSeq, a predicted model, not a curated record
AUGCCAGCUUACGGCAAUAUUGAGCAGUUCGACGGCGACACUUCUGCGUGGACUGACUACCGGGAAAGGAUUCAGCAGUACUUCGAAUCUAACAACGAUGCUCAGGACAAGCAACGCACUGUCUUUUUGACAUGCUGUGGAAAACAGAUAUAUACGUUACUGCGGAGCCUGCUUGCGCCUGCUGCACCGUCCGCAACAGCACUUUCCGCCAUCCUGGAGGCGUUGGAUAGUCAUUACUCUCCAAAGCCGUCACAAGUGGUCGCUCGCUACAAGUUCAGCACAAGGGUUCGUCAGGAAGGCGAAGCCCCAUGUCUACUCGAAGUGCCAGACCUUGCCCUAGUCUUUGCAAAGAAGACUGUUGUCGUAAUUGAAGCUGCACGAAACGAUUCCAAAACGCUAUCCACACAAUCCGAGGGCACAGCUGCGAAUUUUGCGAAGAAUAACUGCGGGAAGAAAAGUCACCUGGCGAAAGUUUGCCAAGGAAAAGCAAACAAGAAGAAAGAGCAGGUGAAAGACAAGAAAAAGUCUGACAAAAAGAAACCAGUAUAUGCCGUUGAAGAUACAUCUGAAGACGAAGAAGAAGCUACUUCUGUGUCUCAAGUGUUCGAUCUCAAUAAAGCGUCGAAUCGAAGCGAUCCGUUUCGCGCACACGUCGUCCCUGAUGGUGUUCCGUUGGAAAUGGAACUCGAUACAGAUACUUUGGGUACCCUGAAGGGUGUGACAGCGAAACUACACAUUCAGGAUGGCGCACGCCCAAGAUUCUUUAAAGCGCGUGCAGUGCCGUUUGCUCUUCAAGACCGAGUCGCCGAGGAGCUACAACGUAUGCAGCGUGAAGGCAUUAUCGAACCAGUAAAGACGUCUGAAUGGGCAGCGCCCAUUGUUCCUGUCGUCAAACGCGAUGGACAUGUAAGAAUUUGUGGUGACUUCAAGAUUACCGUAAAUCCCGUUGCCGUACCUGAGAAGUAUCCGAUUCCAAGGGUUGAGGAACUGUUCGCUAAGCUGUCAGGAGGAAAUAAAUUCAGUAAGCUUGACAUCAAGGAUGCUUACCAACAAAUACUGCUGGACGAAGAGUCCAAGAACCUGGUGACCAUCAACACCCAGAAAGGGUUGUAUCGGUACGUAAGGCUACCGUUCGGCGUUUCUACGGCACCAGCGUUAUUUCUACGAAUAAUGGAAAACCUCCUGCAAGAUCUGCGUGGCGUCGUGGUUUACUUCGACGAUAUCCUUGUCACUGGAAAGGAUGACGACGAUCACAAGAAGAACUUGGAUAUUGUACUGCGAAGGCUUGAAGAAGCUGGACUACGAUUGAAACAUGAAAAGUGUAUUUUUAUGGCCUCUAGGGUGCACUAUUUAGGUCACGUAAUCACGGAAGCGGGGUUACAUCCUGAUCCAAAGAAGGUAGAAGCUGUGACGAAGGCGCCACCGCCAACGAAUGUGAAAACGUUGCAGAGCUACCUGGGGCUAGUGAACUAUUACAGGAAGUUCUUGCCUGAUUUGUCGACAGUACUGCAUCCUCUAAACAAGUUACUGGGAGCAAAUGCGCCCUGGACUUGGGGCACCGAGCAGCGGCUCGCUUUCCAAAAAAGUAAAGACCUCCUAACGUCUGCUAGGGUCCUAGCUCACUUUGACCCCAAGAAACCUUUGGUUUUGGUAUGUGAUGCAUCGCCUUACGGCGUGGGUGCUGUACUUGCGUACCGUGAACUGUCAGGCCCUCUUAAGGGUCAUUACAUCUUCAUCCUUGUGGACGCAUUUUCCAAGUGCGUAGAAGCCGAAGUUGUUCCAUCACCAUCCGCGGAAGCUACUAUUUCUUGUCUACGUUCUAUCUUUACGAGAGAAGGACUGCCCGAUCUCGUAGUUUCGGAUAAUGGACCAGCAUUUGUAUCAGCAAACUAUCGAACAACGCCGCACGAGAUAACCGGUGCAUCUCCAGCAGAACUCUUGUGCGGAAGAAAGCUCAAGACUGCUCUGUAUAAGUAUAAUCUCCAUCCGGACAUGCGCACCACAGUACUCCCGUCUAUCGUCCUGGGGAUUCCGUGUUCGCAAGAAAUUUUUGACCUGGACCAACUUGGGUCCCUGCUAUUCUCACAAAGGCACAAGGACAAUCGUCAGCUGUUGUGCAGCAACCUGGAGGGGUUAUUUCUACCAGGUACCAAGAUCAUCUACGAAGGGAUACACAACGAUCAGAACCAUCAUCAGACAGCAACGCUGGAGCUGAACAGUCGCAGUUGUCACCGAGUGUACCACCAGCUGAUUUUCAACCUGAUACCGUGGAUAAUCAUGGGUCAUGUCCAGACGGCAACAACACUUCAAGUGAUAGUGCGGUGA